Messenger RNA from Bursaphelenchus xylophilus (pine wood nematode), 1710 nucleotides. NCBI's taxonomy places the organism in Eukaryota, Metazoa, Nematoda, Chromadorea, Rhabditida, Aphelenchoididae. The record is from the annotation of a GenBank genome assembly.
AUGGACAAUGGGCGGCAUGGAUUCUUUCAGCCGACUUCCUUUUUCCCCCGCUCGUCAGUCUCAGUCCCACCCAUGGUGCCUCCCCUGUAUCCACCAACCAGUCGAGUUCCAGCUACAUUAGAAUCGGAUCUCCGGGACCUCCCGUCAAAUUCUACAGCAACUUUAUUCGAAAUCCCAAUGUAUGAAAGGCGAAGGUAACAUAUAGUUUUGAAAUUUUAGACCGAAAUCAGAAUCUCUUCGUAUACCCACUUUUGAUGCCUAUCUCCACGAAAAUUAUUUUGCGAGGCUCUCGAAGGGGGAAGCCAAAUUAAACGAAGCUCUCCAUGCCCGAAACCAGAAGAUAACGCCGUCUGGAGAACAAUACCAAGCAGUCUCAUGUAUGGUAGGUGAAGUAAAACAAGCUCUGGAAACUAUUGUGGCGUUGGGAUUAAACAAAGGAGUUGUAAGUCAGCAGUAUUCUUACUUAUAGAUAUUUCUAAACUCGGAUCAUGUUAUUUUUAGAAAAUGGAAGAAUUCCGAAUGGUGGGAUCCUUUAAGAACGACACCAUGCUGAAUAAGAGCAAUGUCGCUGAUAUGGUUCUUGUGUGUUCUGCUUUGCCAAAACGUGUGUUUUAUGGUCCUGUUUGCAAUUUUUUCGUUUAGAUGAUGAUUUAGUUAAGAUGGCCGAAUCUGUUGUUGAUAUGAUCAAGGAUCGCCUUCCUGUAUAUACCUUUACGGUUAUUAAGGAACCUUUUGGUUGCUCAAUUCGGAGCUCGGCCGCUGCCGUCAGAUUGUUGCCGGCGUUAGCAGAUGAUUCAGUCGAAGUUGAGGAAGGUGUACAUAUGCAAAAAGGAUUCUUUAUCAGGAAUAAAUUGGCAUUAAGACACGCCUACUGGUUUGAAGACAAUGUGAAGAACCCUUCGAUUAGAAUGUUGAUUCGACUGGUUAAAGAUAUCAGAAGGAGAUCCAAAGGAAUGAAAUCUCUGAAUGCUUGGACAGUAAUGCUUUUGGUAUGGUGCUUUCUGAAGUAAUGAGCUCUGUUUAGUCUCAUUAUUGUGUUACCUAUACGUCAAAUGGAGAGCCCUUACCUCUAUCGCAUGCCUUCCGAAGAUUCUUUUCGCUUAUAUCGGCAGGCAUCUUAUUACAUACGAGUAUCUCACUUACUGAUCCAUGUUCUCCUGAUUUACGGAUAAACCGGGGUUAUCAGCUCAAUGAGGCGGUAAGAUUCCUUGCCGUUGUUUCUGUUGUUUGGAUCUUAUUGGUUUGAAUUCCAUUAUAGGAUGACAUUUGUCGUUGCUCCCAAUUUGUUCUUCGACUCUUGAUCCAUGAGAAAUACGAUCGAUUACUGGGCAAAAAGAAUGUUCACAGAGAUCUUUGUGGGGAGAACGAGUACGAAAAGAACAAGUUGAAUAUUGCCCCAGUCAGAGAAGCCUACAAUUGUGAUACCAUCGUCAACACACCUGACACUGACUUCUGCACUGAUCUCUAUGUAAGCAAUUUGUUUUGUUUUAAUUUUUUUAGCGUUACGGUGAUUCGCAACCUCCAUUCGAGGAGACUCCGCCCACAUCACCUAAAGUCCUAGAGCCCGUUCAGAAAAAACCGAGGCCCUUACCAAAUCAUAAUGAAUUCAAGGAGUUUUACAAAUCCAUUCAAGUCAUCACCUCUUCACGGCCAGCUGUCAACAAGUCAACCGCAAAGUCGAUGGUUCGGAACGCAUUAUUUAACCCUUGA